CCUGCCCUCUCCUCUCAAAGGAUACAGGGGAGUGACGCAGGAGGAUAGACGGAAAAACUGCGCCGAACCUCGAAAGAAGGAUUGGGUAGGGGGUGGUGCAAUAAGACAAAUUAUGCACACCCAAUUGUAAGUCACGGAACCUCCGUUCCCUAGAACUGAGACCGAAGCACGGCCUGUCUGGUCAGAGGACGCCAGACUCACCUGUUAUCUAUUUUACGCAUCCACCCACUAACCUUUUUAUGGAUGCGGCUCGAAUUUUGACAAUUGUUUGAGGUAGGCGAAGGUUAGAUAUUCGUGUUGACUGUUUUCUCACCGUGACCAGGAGACAUAUCCUUCCUCGAGUCAAUUGAACAGGUCUAAAGCUUGAAGCGGAUACAGGCCACUCCAUCGUUAGAAUUAGAAAAUAAAAUAAUUUAAUUGAUAUACCCAUUUUGACGACCUAACUUGGUUUUUCUUCUGCGACUCAGGACUGAUUAAUUUCCCACUUGAUCCUUCUAUUCAAAUGGAAAAAUAGUGUUGGUUAUAGGCUAUUGGUAAGCUAAUUCAUCAAUUUUUUAUUUGCAUCAGAGGGGAGGAUUCGCCAUACACCUUUUCGUAGCCUUUUUUUUUCUUCAACAUGAAUUACCUGCGUCGUCGGCUGUCGGACAGCAAUUUUAUGUCCAAUUUGCCCAAUGGGUACAUGACUGACCUACAACGCCCUGACCCGCCUCAGCAAGACCCUGCAGUAGAGUCGCCUGGACCACCAGAGAGGCGUAUGUCUACCAACCAACAUUCUGAGGGCACUGGAAGCGGAGCCGGAGCUGGCUUUUUAUCCUCCUUUACCAAAGCUGUCAAACAAACCACUGCCGCUGUCGCUGAGAAAGUCACCGAGGUAGCAGACAAAGCAGGCGUUGCCUCUGGUGCCAAGAUACUCCUGGUUAUUGAUGACCAACAGACAGACUGGUAAGGAGAUUGAUGUGUAAGGCUUGACGGCAUUAGACUCAAAUGUGGGCCAGUAGCCUAUGCUCCCAAUAAACUGGUCAUAAUUAGGAUAUAAUUAAAAUGUACUAUAGUCAUAACACACACACGCGCGCGCGCGUAGGCAUAUAGAGCGAGACAAAGCAAGACUAAUACAGUGUAUGUCAAAGACAUGUUAUCCACAGUCAUUACCUAAAUAGGCCACCGAAAUUGCUCGUUUGCACCACCAGCGCAUUCCAGGUGGUCUCGCGUCUGCCAGGCAUGGUAAACGAGACUAUGCUACAUAUUCAGAUGGUUCUGUCGUGACACAUAAGGAAGCAUGCAGAAUGUAAAAAUGUUAAAGGGAUAGUUCACCCAAAUUACAAAAUGACACAUUGGUUUCCUUUCCCUGUAAGCAGUCUAUGGACAAGGUAUGACCAGGUCACACUCUGGCCGAGAGCUGUGACUAAACUCAUUUCAGUACCAUAGAACCGACUACAACACCCUAGGUUUACACCAAGAGCAGAGGUAGCAGAUAUAUUUGAGAAUGGGCUUGAAUGGAAAUACAUGAAAGGAAAAUCAGAGGCAGGUAAUAGGUCAGACACACCGAGAAAUUUGACUGUCUACUUAGCACCUCUGCCCAGUGUUGGCAGUUAAAGCUGCUGUAUGUAACUUUUUGGGUGACCCAACCAAAUUCACAUAGAAAGAUAAGUUAUAGAUUGUCAUUCUCAUUGAAAGCAAGUCUAAGAAGCAGUAGAUCUGUUCUAUGUUUGCUAUUUCUAUACUUCCCAUUCUUAAGUUUCGUUUUUGCUUCUUUUAAUUUCAGUUUUGUACACCAGCUUCAAACAGCUGAAAAUACAAUAUUUGUUGAUUAUGGAAAAUAUAUUUCAAAGCGGUUUAGAUGGUACAAUGAUUCUCUACACUAUACUUGCUUGUUUUGUCACAUUAACUGAAAUUAGGCAAACUAUUAGAAUUUUAGCAACCAGGAAAUGGCGGAGCAAUUUCUGCAUAGUGCACCUUUAACCUUUUGUUGUGCAUAUAGAACAGUUUUACCUCAGAUUGGCUCCAUUUAAACACGGCAGGUCACAAGGUGGCAGUAGCUUGUUUGGCUUGUGCCUGCUGUAGCUAAUGUAAGCUAACUGGCAAGCUGCACUAAUGUUGUUGCUAGGUAGAAUUUGUAGUAAGCCCUUGGUGAAACUUAGCCACAGCUAGAUAACUAGUGUAGCUAGCAACAUAAUUAAAUAACAAUGGAUUCGUUUUUUGAUUGAAGCAGCUGCCUGCUAGCUGUUGAGAGUCAGUGGAGUAGCUAGCUAGUUAUGUUGUGCUAAAUGGCGAUGCAAACCAUUUAGCUAACUUUAGCUAGCAAGCAAACUGGCAGUCUGGAUAAUGGACAGUGGUGUAAAGUACUUUAAAGUACUACUUAAGUCGUUUUUUGGGGUAUCUGUACUUUACUAUUUAUAUUUUUGCCAACUUUUACUUUUACUUUACUACAUUCCUAAAGAAAAUAAUACUUUUUACUCCAUACAUUUUACCUGACACCCAAAAGUAUUGGUUACAUUUUGACAGGAAAAUGGUCCAAUUCAUAAACUUAUCAAGAGAACAUCCCUGGUCAUCCCUACUGCCUCUGAUCUGGCGGACACACUAAAUACAAAUGUUUUGUUUGUAAAUUAUGUCUGAGUGUUGAAGUGUGCCCCAGGCUAUCCGCCAAUAAAAAAUAAAAAUAAAACGUUGCCGUCUGGUUUGCUUAAUAUAAAGAAUUUGAAAUGGUUUAUACUUCUACUUUUACUUUUGAUACUUAAGUAUAUUUGAGCAAUUCCAUUUACAUUUGAUACUUAAGUAUAUUUAAAACCAAAUACUUUUAGACUUUUACUCAAGUAGUAUUUUACUGUGUGACUUUCACUUUUACUUGAGUCGUUUUCUAUUUAGGUAUCUUUACUUUUACUCAAGUAUGACCAUUGAGUACUUUUUCCACCGCUGAUAAUGGAGAGUGAAUUAAAUGAUUUCUUCAUCAUCUAGAUAGCUAGGUUGGUAAAUCAUUUAGUGUUGUGUGCAUUGUGCUGCACUUACCCAUUCGUUUCAUAUGAAGUGUGUGUGACUGCCUGGCGCAGUUGGCAAGCGAACGUUAGCUAGCCAGCCAACAAAUGAGCAGGUGCACAUUAUCAAACUGAACCUAACAAAAAAAAAUCCUUCUUCAAGCACAAAACUCCAAAGCUCAAUGUGAAAGAUGUAAAGACUUGCUCUAGAUUUUUGUGUUUAUUAUGCAGCGUUAUUGUUUUAGUUAGGAAGCUCAUUUAUUUAUCUCCCAAUUUUGUCUUUUAUCAACCAUUUUAGCUUCACAACAAAAUGGAGGGAGGACAUGAAACACAAUCAAAUAAUUGAAUCCAACAAAAACAGGUUUCAGUGCAGGUGGAGGUUAACCUUAUCCUUAAAUCAUCAUCUCAUCCAAGGAAUACUUCUCUUUGCAAAACCAAGGCUUCAAAGGCACUCUGCCACAGCCUCCACACAAACAUAGCUUAGCUUAGCUUAGCUUAGCUUAGCUUAGCUUAGCUUAGCUUAGCUUAGCUUAGCUUAGUUUAGCUUAGCUCUCACCUGCACCUUCCCCUGGGCGGCCACACCUCAAACAAGGGUUAUAAAGGGGCAGGGAAAAACAGUGAGCCAAUCACAUCAAUCAAUGAAUCAAGCAAUAAACAAGCUCUCUGUUAGGAGCACAUUGGCAGCUAGAAUUUGUGCAUCAUGUUCAAAUCAUCUAUAAGUGACUUUGUUGAGCUUCACAAUCAAUUUGAGAUACUUGUGUAAGAUGCCAUGAUGAUUUAUUGUUCCAAAAUAGUUAAUGUUCUUCUGUUUUAUUAAAUGUACGUACAUGUCACCAUCAUUUGAGUAUGCUUGUGUGAUAGGAUAGCAUUAAAAAAACGGCUGUCCAAAGUAGGCCUAGUUGCUAUUCAAGUCAAAUAUUUUCCUACCCCUCUUGCCUCUCUUCUUUAUAGGGUAAAGGUCUUCAAAGGUAAAAAGGUUCAUGGUGAAUUCGACAUUAAGGUGGAACAGGUGGGUUGCUCUUGCACCUUUGUUUUUACAUUGUCUCUUUUCCCUGUAGAAUUAUUUUGGUGACUGGUUUUCCCAUACAAGGCAUUAAAGACAUUGUGCUUUUUGUAGAAUAAAGGGGUGUUUGUGUGAACGAAAGAAGAACAAUUUAAGAUAGAGUUAGCUUUAUAUUUAAGUAAUUUAGCAGAUGGUCUUAUCCAGAGUGACAUACAGUAGUUAGUGCAUACAUUUUAAUUGGUCCCCCAUGGGAAUUGAACCCACAACCUUAGCGUUUCAAGUGCCAUGCUCUACCAACUGAGCCACACAGGAGUUGGAGAGGUAAUUUGAGGUAAUACAACACCUAAUGAGGCUCACAGGCCACCUCAUGAUGGGCAUUAUUGAGUGCAGGGAUUGAAGCACACAGAUAGACAACCCCUGCAUCUAGUGACAUUUUCAAACUGUGCAUUGAUGCUGCAGACCUACACUUACUGUAUGCAAUAAACAAUGAAUCAAAGAAAACACAAGACAUAAUUCACAUAUUGAAUUAUUGUUAAGUGGACUGAGAGUUGGAUAAUCAUUAAGUGUGAUAAAAUGUUUUUGUCACCCUGAAUCUGAUAGCAAUAUCUAUGGAAAAUAAGAUGAUCUUAUGGACCCCAAAACAUUUAUACCCGGUGGUGGAGUUAAUGCUACCAUCUGUGCUUUGUAAAUGAAGACUUGAACAUGUUUUGGGAUUAUUUUCUCUGCCUUGGGGCAUUUUCCAUCUCUCCUAUUUCUUUCUUCUCCUUUUACUGUAUGUUGCAUUAGAGAGUUUCCGCUAUGUGUGCCAUGAGUCUCUCAGGAGUAAUAGCCCUGUGCAAUGAAUGUCUCAUUAUCUGCAGAGGUGAUAGUCGUUACCUUGUACAAUCUGCCUCAUAGUAUUUGGGGACAAAAGCCAUUGAAUUAAUACAGUAGGGUAUUCCACACCAUCUGUCUUGAACAGUACCAGUCAAAAAUUUGGACACACCAUUCAAGUUUUAUUUUUUAUUUUUACUAUUUUCUACAUUGUAGAAUAAUAGUGAAGACAUCAAAACUAUGAAAUAACACAUAUGGAAUCAUGCAGUAACUAAAGAAGUGUUAAACAAAUCAAAAUAUAUUUUAUAUUUGAGAUUCUUCAAAAAGCCACCCUUUGCCUUGAUGACAGCUUUGCACACUCUUGGCAUUCUCUCAACCUGCUUCACCUGCAAAGCUUUUCCAACAGUCUUGAAGGAGUUCCCACAUAUGCUUAGCCCUUGUUGGCUGCUUUUCCUUCACUCUGCCACCCGACUCAUCCCAAACCAUCUCAAUUGGGUUGAGGUUGGGGGAUUGUGGAGGCCAGGUCAUCUGAUGCAGCACUCCAUCACUCUCCUUCUUGGUAAAAUAGCCCUUACACAGCCUGGAGGUGUGUUGGGUAAUUGUCCUGUUGAAAAACAAAUGAUAGUCCCACUAAGCCCAAACCAGAUGGGAUGGCGUAUCGCUGCAGAAUGCUGGUAGCCAUGCUGGUUAAGUAUGCCUUGAAUUCUAAAUAAAUCACAGACAGUGUCACCAACAAAGCACCCCCACACAAUAACACCUCCUCCUCCAUGCUUUACGGUGGGAACUACACAUGCAGAGAUAAUCCGUUCACCCACAAAGACACGGCGGUUGGAACCAAGAAUCUCCAAUUUGGACUCCAGACCAAAGGACACAUUUCCACCGGUCUAAUGUCCAUUGCUCGUGUUUCUUGGCCUAAGCAGGUCUCUUCUUCUUAUUGGUGUCCUUUAGUAGUGGUUUCUUUGCAGCAAUUCGACCAUGAAGGCCUGAUUCACACAGUACCCUCUGAACAGUUGAUGUUGAGAUGUGUCUGUGACUUGAACUCUGUGAAGCAUCUAUUUGGGCUGCAAUUCCUGAGGCUGGUAACUCUAAUGAACUCAUCCUCUGCAGCAGAGGUAACUCUGGGUCUUCCAGUCCUCAUGAGAGCCAGUUUCAUCAUAGCACUUGAUAGUUUUUGCGACUGCACUUGAAGAAACUUUCAAAGUCCUUGAAAUGUAUUGACUGAACUUCAUGUCUUAAAGUAAUGAUGGACUGUCGUUUCUCUUUGCUUACUUGAGCUGUUCUUGCCAUAAUAUGGACUUGGUCUUUUACCAAAUAGGGCUAUCUUCUCUAUACCCCCCUACCUUGUCACAACACAAAUGAUUGGCUCAAAAGUAUUAAGAAGGAAAUAAAUUCCACAAAUUAACUUUUAAGAAGGCACACCUGUUAAUUGAAAUGCAUUCCAGGUGACUACCUCAUGAAGCUGGUUGAGAGAAUGCCAAGAGUGUGCAAAGAUGUCAUCAAGGCAAAUGGUGGCUAUUUGAAUAAUCUCAAAUAUAAAAUAUAUUUUGAUUUGUUUAACACUUUUUUGGUUACUACAUGAUUCCAUAUGUGUUAUUUCAUAGUUUUGAUGUCUUCACUAUUAUUCUACAAUGUAAAAAUGAUGUUUGACUGGGAUUGCAACCUGUUACGAAUUUGCAAAACGUACAAUAUACUAAGAGUUAGGGUUAGGGAUUAGGGUUAAGAUUAAGGUUAGGGUUAAAUUUAGGAGUUAGGUUAAAGGGUUAAGGUUAGGGGAAGGGUUAGCUAAAAGGGUUAAGGUUAGGGUUAGGUGAAGGGUUAGCUAAAAUGGUUACGGUUAGGGUUAGGGUGAGGGGAAGAGUUAGCCAACAUGCUAAGUAGUCGCAAAGUAGAUACAAAUUAGUAAGGAGUUGAAAAGUUGCUAAUUAGCUAAAAUGCUUAAGUUGUCUAUGAUGAGACCUUACUUUUGUUUUUGCCUUAAUUAUCCAUCUGUCUUAUGUAACCAUACAAACGUAACAUAUCAUACUAAAUGGAGUAUUUUGGAUUUACGUACAGAAUAAUACAAAAUAAUCUGAGACCAGGUUGGGGAUUGACACUGAUGUUUUCCAUUCAGGCUGACUUCUCUGAAAUCAACUUGAUAGCUCAUGCUACGGGGGCCUAUAGUGUUGAUAUAGAAGCAAUCCGGAAUGAAACCAAGGUCACCAAGUAAGUCUACUGUACAUCCUUUGAAUACAGUGUUCUACGUGCUGUUUAAAGGCUGAGUGCAUUCAAAAACAUGAUUUUCAUGUGUUUUAUAUUUCCACACUAUGAGGUUGGAAUAAUACUGUGAAAUUGUGAAAAUGAUGAUAAUGUCCUUUUAGUGUAAGAGCUGCUUGAAAAGACCACCUGGUGACAGUCCUAGCUAAAGUCUUGCUUGAGAAAUUGCUCUUUGUGAAGAAGCUAUUUUUGUUUAUUUUUGACCAUUUUAAUUUAAAGCAAUCACAGCAAGAUACUUAAUUGUUACCCAGAAAUUAUUUGAUAUUGAGAAAAAAACUGCUGCAUUGGACCUUUAAGAUAGUCAUAAACAAAACAAAGAUAAUCAGUGUGUCAUGAUUUCUGAUGUUACAAGACAUGCAGGAUUUCUUACAGGUUUCAAGUGCAAUACCAGAAUAAAAUGUUCAUAUGUCUGUCUGAAUAUAAUGUAUUGAUAAUUUGUGGAAUUGUUUUGUAUUUUCUAUUUUGCAAGAUGUUUCAGGCCUGACUUUGUGCUGGUUAGGCAGCAUGCCUUCAGUAUGGCCAAGAAUGGAGACCACCGACACAUAGUGAUUGGGUUGCAGUAUGCUGGUCUCCCAGGUGUAAACUCUCUGCACUCUGUCUACAACUUCUGUGACAAACCAUGGGUGGUAAGUAGUGUUGCCCGGUAUACUAAAACUUCGGUACUUUUUUUAUGCUAGAACAUAAAAAAUGGUUUGGUACUAGAUUUUUUGUUACUUUCGGUACUUCUAUCAAAUGUGGCUCACGUCGUCUAGUAAUUGAGAGAGGAUCACGUCUGUCUAUCAGCGCAGCCGAUGUCCCCUUACAGCGCACCGUGCCUGCUCCACUUAAGGCAGCCGCAUACAUAGGUUAGGUUUGCUUCUAGCAGAACUCGGCUAUGCGAAACGAACGUCUGUGCUCUGCAAUAUUACUGUUGUUUGUCCCUCUUGAGCCACCGUAGCUAUAACAUACCCAGUAACACUUUCUCAAAAUAGGCUGAAUUAAUCUAAGAUAAAUCAAAAAUCUGUAAUUCAUUUUGACAUCUAACUAAGAUGUUUGGUGCAGUAUUUCUCAACUGGAAAAAUGUGCAUGAAACCUAGUCUUCUCUCGUUGAAUGACAAUGAACACUUCAUUGAAUAAUCCCGUCCAUAGCUCCCACUCCUACUAGGAGUAGGACUAUUGACCAAUCACUGAUGAAGGGGCGUAGACUUCGGCUACCGAACCUCAACUUGUGUCAAGAACAAAUGUUGUGUGCACGAACAGCCGAAAAAAAACCUGCCGAAGACCAAAACGAACCAAAACGUCACAAAAUCUAAUCAUAGUAUAUGCACAAACUGUUUUGACUGGGAAGCAUACGGUAUGCUUAACUCAUUGCUAGUUCUAGCCUGUCCCGAAGGAACCACUGCACUCACUGGGAGUCUGGGCUCCUCAAGUUAACACACUUGAAUAAUGCAACACGGCAAAAUGUUGCAACUGUUAAUUACUGUUCGCAAAACAAUGUCCAUUACAUGCAAAGAACACUUUCAAUGCAAGAAGAUACCGGUAGCUCCCAGCUUUGUAGGCUAACUUUCCUUUCUAGCUUACAGCUGAAGCUAACAUCAAUUCACUACCCUGGUACGUUGUUUGUGAUAAUAUGCAAACCAUAACGCAAAACAUGCUGAUUUCAGUCGGGAUUUUAGCAUGUAAAUCUUGGUGGGGCAAAAAAUAUAUAUAUAUUAUGUAAACGCAUGCCAGCAAAGCCACUACACAACACAACAGUAAACAAUACAUUAAUUGCACUAUAACGGUGACAAACGGUGCCCACAAACUGUUAGGGCCUACAUAAAGCUUUCCCAACAGCAGAGCUUUCUUUUCAGUACCAUGGAGUGAAUCCUUACCACUGCUACACCUGGCUGUCUUGUCUGGCAGCGAAACAGUUCAUUCAAUCUCAUUUACUGCCUUUUUUAAAAACAUAGCUGAUAUGGCUGACUUGCUUAAACAAAUGUGGUUUCUACUGACAAUUGAGAUGUACAAACUAUGGCAUAAGGGAACGAUGAGCCGAUAAGAGGCAAUCCGUAAUUUCGAUUAAGACAUUAAUGAGCGAGCUAAGACGGAUGUAGUCAAUAUAACUAUUUGUUCAGCACUUUUGAACAUGGGCCGUUCUUACAGUAUUCUCCCUGUACACCAAGUCAGAACUGUAGGAUAAAUAAAGGGGGCAUAUAAGCAGACAAUUUAAGCUCUUAUAAUAUUUGAUGAUGACAUUUCUCUAGAACAGGCUAUAGGCUACAUGUGCACCACCAAGUCAGAACAGUAGGCUAAGUUAUGAGGGGGAAAGUGACCAAAUUAUUAGGGUGAGGCACAUGGGCUACUAACAGCUCACUACACAACAUACACUUAGUAUUGCUUUCUUAGCUACUGUAUACAUAUCUCCCUGGCAUAUUACAUAAUUUAUGCAGCAGCAUACAAUACAUUUUUGUGCUGUGCUUACUUGAACAGGAAGGUGGCACGGCAGUCCUUCUUGUGGGCAGAUUUUGUCAUCAAACUUUGUCAUCAAAGUCUGGCGUUCUCUGGAUAUAUAGUGCUUUCAAGACAACUGAGAACUCUGAAAAAAACAGGGUCGAAUCAUGACGUCAGUGAUCUUCAGGUCAGAGCUCUAGAAAGAGGCCUGAGUUCCCAACUUGGAAUUCCGAGUUGGAUGACCAUUCAAAACUUAUUUUCCCAGUGGGGCUCGUUUUUUUCAGAGUUCCCAGUUGUGUUGAACUCACUGAAGUCUGAGAUUUCCCAGUUCCGAGUUUCCAGUUGUUUUGAAUGCGGCAGAAGUAAUGCUGGAUUGACAGCAUGGCCAAUGUUUUUAACCUUUUCUGGCCCAUGGUGUUGCAUGUGAAUGUUUAUCCUUUUAAGCUUGGAAAAUAGACCCUUAAACCCAGACUUGGACCACACACCCUCUCCAUUGAAUAGCAGGCUAUUGAUUGCUUUGCAACACUUGCAGUUAGCCACUGAUUACUUCCAAACCACUCAUUGUUGAAUUUGCGAUUUCCAUCUUGUUGUGUAAUGUUUAUGUCCAAUGGCCGAUGAGCACCGAUACGUUUUAUCUAUAAUUUCUCUUCAUAUGACAAGGAUCGAAAAGGAUUUGCCAGUAGAUUGUCGACUUGAUUCAUGAUGAUGACUGCUUGUCUAGCUUGCUAGCUAAGAUUUUGAAAGUAUGAUGUUGACAUGAUCAGUCCAAUCAAAGCUACGGUAGAUAUAAUGUGAUUUGACGUCAUUUUAUGUGUGGCCAAUGACCUUGAGCCUUCUUGGAUGGGCACUUCUAAUGUAAAUCAAUGGCAGCACCCAAGGGGCUUGAAUUUUCAAGCUCUCCCCAUAGAUGUUGCAGUGACUAGUCUCCCCAUGAGUGACAGAACACUGAGCCCAUCACGGCACAACUAGAGAACAUUACCAACCCCUACGCUUUUUAUUUUCCGCUGGCUGCCCCACCACCACAGAAAGCACUGAGCUAGGCUGAAACACCUGCAUUUUGAAGCUGCCUUACUCAAGAAAACAAAAAAGAGACCAUGUUUGUAUGCGGCUUUAUUAACUCAAUGAUGUUUUCUUUACAUUGUUUGCAAACUGAUAUGUGACACGUAUUAAUGCCAAAAUAACAUGCAAAACAGGCAACAGCUAAACAGGUGGGGCUCAAAACAAUGAAUGAUGGGUCGCCACUGGCUGAUUUCAAAGCUGAUUGUCACCAAAAACCAUACAGUCAUUGCAAAAAACAUUAUUCAUUCACUUCGUCUCCCUCGCCUCAGUCACAUCACUCCUGUUUCUCUCGCUGUGUGUGAAUGACGUCAUUAGAUCUUAAAGAGACAGUGCACACCUUUAUAAAAGAAGAGAUUGCUUCUUCUACUGUAUGCAAAUGUUUUUGAUCAGUACUAUAAAAUAGGUCCCAAAUGGAAAGGAAACAGAUCAUUUUCCAUCUGUAACCCCAUGAAAUCCGCCAAAAUAAGCUCAAUAACUCAAUGGAUGCACAUACUCCUAUUGAAUAUGCAUUCACCUGUAUUGUGAAUAGGCCUAGUCUACAGCUUGAUUUAAUAAUCAGAUUACCGUUAUGUACUUAGAUUGGUAAAAACAAAGUCAAAUUGUUUGUAUGCUUGUAUAAUUGAUUCAUUAAUACAUACAUGGCUGUCUCUGAAAAAUGGACAUCAAACAUUUCAAAUGUAAUGAUAUUGAACUCAAAAGAUCUGUCUGGAUCAUGUGCCAUUAUGUGACUUUGGCUAAUACGCCUUCUUUUUCUGCCAUGGUAUCGUUUUGGUAUCGUUUUUAAUAUCGUUUUGGUAUGAAGUAUCAUGAUGGUAUCGAGUAUUGUGAUACUAAAAGUCUGACAACACUAGUGGCAAUAUAAAGCAGAUGAAAUGUUGUUUUUCUUUCUUUUUCUGUUCCUCCUAAUCUAAUUCAAGUAUACAGACACUGACUGCUAGACAGAUCAUGACUAUUGAUUUAACUGUAAAGGUAACCUCUUUUGUGUAUUAUCAUGUCUCGUUUCAGUUUGCUAAUAUGGUGAGAUUGUACAAACAACUGGGACCAGAGGAAUUCCCACUGAUCGAGCAGGUUUACUAUCCCAACCACAGGGAAAUGGUGGGUGUUCUGCCAUCUGCUUCUCUCUACUCCUCCCCCACCACGACAUGACCAUGUCCUCACACUAAACAGACCUAAGCACAGUCUAAUAGGUUGCCCCUCUGUUUGGAUGACACACAUGUUUCUGUGUCCAGUAAGACUAAGACAAGGACAAAGGAAUAGCUAGCUCACAUCAAUAUUCUCAGAUCUAAUUACAGCAAUCUAUCUUAAUACUGGCUCUGAUCAGACUCAGGGUGCAUUUGUACAGGUCCUAGUAGAGCCAGAGUAGGUUUGAUUAUUCCUAUGCCCUAUGGAUCCCCUCAGUAGCACUGCACUGAGAUCAGUGUCUGUGUCUGUGUUGCCGCAGUGCUGCCCCCCUCCACCCCUGCAGUCUCAGGCCUGCUCUCGGCUCAGCUCGCCUCAACGAUCAACAUGAAUCAUUCCAUAACUGGAGUUUUACUUCUCCUUUUUGGGCUCAUGCUGGCCUCAGCAUUUUUCACACAAUGAAGUAGAUGUAGAUUUUGUAAUUACAAGGCUUCUCACUCAGUUGAUUUCACUGUAGCAUCUUAUCUAUAUAGCCCACUAAAACUUGAAGUGGCUUUCUUAUUUAGCUGCAUCCUGACACUUUCAGCAAAUAACAGCAACUUUGAGUUUAUAGUUUACUCAAUUAGCAAUUUACUAAGAAAUGCUGUGCUGUACAUUACCUUUAGUCAAACAAACAUACAUGUCUGAAGACUGUGUAGUAUGAUGUUUGCCAAUGGAGGAUGUUGUGUUGUCUUUUGCUCCAGAUCACCACUCCUGGUUUCCCUGUGGUGGUGAAAAUGGGCCACGCCCACUCAGGGAUGGGAAAGGUAGGACUGGACUGCUCUUGUUACUGUUGUAAAUGAGAUAAAGUAGGCCUGGAUCAGUGUUUAUGCUUCACAAGUCAUUACUAUGAACUUAAUCUUAUUCAAUCAUAUCUUUACCCUGUAGGUGAAAGUGGACAAUCAAUAUGACUUCCAAGAUAUUGCCAGUGUUGUUGCCCUGACCAAGACCUAUGCCACAUCUGAACCUUUCAUUGACGCAAAGUACGAUGUCCGCAUCCAAAAGAUUGGAGACAAUUACAAGGCCUACAUGUGAGUGAAAUAAAUGAGCUCCUUGUUGUGGUGUGACUCUGAGGUCAAUCCAUUCUACACAUUUCCAAGCUAUUUAGCACAGGCUACAGAUCAAAGACCAACUAGAUCCAUUUAGACUGCAUAUCCCAACAUGGAUGUGAAUUAGAUGAUCAAGAGAGAACAUGCUAAAUGGUAGAUCUUGUCUUUUUAACAGGCGGACAUCGAUUUCAGGGAACUGGAAAACCAACACUGGUUCAGCCAUGCUGGAGCAGAUAGCCAUGUCAGACAGGUCAGUGCUAACACAGACUGGGCCUUUGUGCAUCAGACAGACAGCAGUGGGUUCCGUAGUUAGUAACGGUGUUCUCCAACAUCAUAGGUAUCGGAUGUGGGUGGACUCCUGCUCUGAGGUGUUUGGUGGUUUGGAUAUGUGCGCUGUGGAGGCUCUGCAUGGGAAAGAUGGCAAGGAUUACAUCAUAGAGGUAAAGGAUUAGAAGUAUUUUAAACUAUUUACAUCAAGUUGCUCUUAUACCUGUGUAGUAACACUGUAAUAACACUGAUAUCAACAUUGUAUUAACAUUUCAUUUCCCCUCUCGUUCUCGCAGGUGGUGGGCUGCUCCAUGCCCCUGAUUGGAGACCAGCAGGAUGAAGACCGUGCUCAAAUUGCAGAAUUGGUCGUCUCCAAAAUGAAUCAGACAGUCCCACACACUGCAAGUCCCUCUGCUGUCCGCCCCACAGCUGCACAGCCCGCACAGGUGACACACUGUUGCUAACCACAACUCAGUUUAUUACACUUAUAAUGAGUUAACAAUUGUCAAAAGGUGUGUGUUUAGAUGAGUGGUCUCUUUUGUUAAUUGGCCAGUAUAUUUGGUCAAAAUAUCAACUAAAAGUGUAUUUGUAACCCAUUAACUCUGUGUCUCAUUGUGAUAUGUUGGCCAUGCAGAAAGCUGCAUCCCCUCAGCCCAUCUCACAACCCAAAGUGCCACAGGCUCAGCAACGCCCUCCUCCACAAGGUAAGACAAUGGAUCUAUAUUAAGGUCCCAAAUCCCAAUGGACACUAUUUGCUUUUGUGCAUUAGCUGGUAAUAAGAUAGCUACAUUGUUGUUUUUAAAUGACUGCUUGAUAGGGACUCUGGACUCUGGAUAAACAGUGCUCUGUCUCCUCCAGGUGGCCCACAACAGGCCCCCACCAGCACUGCUGCCCCUCGCCAAGGCCCCCCCUCCCAGCAGCGCCCCUCACCCCAAGGCCAGCCCCCUGCACAUGCCCAGCCCCCUGCCCCCAGCUCCAACACCCAGAACCCCCCUGCCCAGGCACCACAGCAGGCCAGACAGGCCAACCCAGGAGCUGGGGCCCAGCAGCGUCCCCCAGGGCAGGGGCAGAAACCCCCCUCUGUUCAGGGCUCCCCCCAGCGAUCCAUGAGCCAGGGGGGCUCCCCUCAGAGCCAGAGGCCACAGCAGUCAGGUCCCCAGCAGCAGCAGAGACCUCCCCCUGGAGGCCAGGGCCAGAAGCCCACAGGGGGCCAGCCCCAGCAGAGGCCCCAGCAGAAGCCAGGCCAGCCCGCCAGGCAGCAGUCCCAGGGAGGAGGUUCCCAGGCCCCCCAGCAGCAGAGGGCUCCAGCCCAGCAAGGUCGCCCCGGGGCCCCUACCACUCAGCAGCCCCGCCCUAGUGCCCAGGGCCAGGGAGGCCCCGGAGGGAAACCCCCUCUGCAGCAGAAGCCCCAGCCCCCGCUGAAGCCCAGCCAUGACCACCCUGCUAUGGGAGCCACCCCUCCACUGAAGUAAGCAAAGCUUUCCUAAAAUAUUCCAAAACAUUCAAUACAAUAUACUUUUAGCUUACUGUAUCCUAACUGUAUUACUCAAUAGCUCAAUAUUUGAUGUAACAUCCUCCUGUUGUUUUUGCCAGAUGUAAAUUGACACCAGUCAGCCACACAGGAUGCUCUGUCUAUCUCACUCUAAAAUAAGGAUGGUUGUAUAACUGAUGAGAGGAUUCUAUGUUCCAGAUUUAGCUUUCAUUUAUUUUUUAUCUUCACCAUGGGGACUGAUGUGCAUGAUCCUGUUAUUCCUGUAGGCUAGAUAUUGAGAUAAAUAUAGAAUAUGCAAAUAAUCUAUGUUUUGUAAUGGGAUAUGUUAGAAGAUCUUCAUAGUGUGAUUCGUUAUUUGAUCGACAUUACAAAUGUUUGGACUGGGUGUGCAUGAAUCACUCAUAUGCCUAAAUCUUGUGGACUUUUUUGUAUUAUGUAAAAUCAUGCUCAAAGGAAGGUUUUUUCACACUUUGUGUACUGCACACUAUUCCAGAAGCCUUUUUCAAAUGACUGCCAUCAACUAGAAUUUCCUGCACUCCCUCAAACCUUUUCUUUGUUUGACAAACCUUGGGACUUUGUUGUAGUUAAUAUUUUGUACUCCCCUUUAUCAUUGGUCUACAAAAUAAUUUGCAGAAACUGUAGAAUUGUGUGUUAAAAUAAUUACAAUUGAGCAUGCGAUUAUAUGCAUGACUGAUCAAGUUUUGAUUCAGAUUAUUCUUCACAGGGUUAAACUAUAACAUUAAAUGUGUCCAAUUUCAGGAUACACUGAAAAAGUCAUGAAGACAUGGUGGCUAUUACUUUUCCAUUGAUGACCAGGAAAUUACAAGGACCAUUUUUGAUCAUGCUAGAUUUCAUGGUCUCAUUGACGAGAGGUUGGUAUUGUAUUAAAUACCAUCGGUAUGACCAUGUUCAAUUUCUUAGUAAUUCUCUGGUGAUUAAUGAAAAAUGAAGUUUUUACAUAAUUUAAAACUAGAGUAGUGUUCUUAGAAAAAGGAAGAAAGGAAUCGCUGCUAGGAUACACAACAGUAGGUCUUUGUAGAUUGAAGGUGCUCUUUGGUGAAGGGGUUAAUUGGUCAUUAAAAAAACAAGGAAGAGCAAGGUACUCGUCAUAUCAUUAAAAUACCUUUAUUGGUACGGCAUGUUCAAUGGAACAAAGAUUUAAAAGAGCAGUGUUCCUUAGUGCAUGUGAUAGAGGGCACAAAUGUGGAAGGAGUCGGAGAAAGUGUUAUGUAGUAGAUUAUGUAGGCUUCUAGAGUAUAUUGCAUCAGGAAUAUGGCUUUAACAAGCUAUUAACAGUCAAAGCUGCAAGCAAUUCCUUCAAUUCAUUUCUCGUUGUGCCCUCCAGAACUAGGAACCCUGGUCAAAAUAAAAAUAGAAAAAGAGCAUGCGUUUGCAUACAGAUCAGUCAUUCACUGAUCAAGUUGAGCUGAUCAAUGCACUGAAUCAGUUAUGUAAUGAAUUACAUUACAUACUGAAGGAACUCGUCUCUCUCUCUCACUUUCUCCAGCCAUGCCCUAGUCUUACCAUUCCAUGGGUUUGCUGCAUGACGUUAAUAGCCUCUUCCUCUCCUCUAUUGCCAUUUCCUCUCUUUAUAGCAAGUCCCAGUCUCUUACCAAUGCCUUCAACAUUCCAGAAACCCCAGCCCCGCAGGCCAGCCUUAGCCAGGACGAGGUGAAGGCUGAGACCAUACGCAACCUACGCAAAUCUUUUGCCAGUCUCUUUUCAGACUGAGAGAUGGAGUAAGCCCCCCUCCCACACCGACAGAAAGACAGACAGACUGAAAGACAGACCCUUCCCUGCCAAUGCGCAAAGGACCAACAGGACUUCACCUCCCUAUUAUUGACAUUGAUGUACAUUGAUGUGAAACUGCAUUAUACAACACCCACUGCCUAUACAUAUCAAGACCACACAUAGACUAUAAUACAGCUAGGUUUGUUGGUGUCAGUCUGAAACAUUCCCAGUCACCUUCCCAUUCAAAAUGAUUUGUACACUCACACACACACAC
Molecule: messenger RNA, 16480 nt
Organism: Coregonus sp. 'balchen'
Lineage: Eukaryota; Metazoa; Chordata; Actinopteri; Salmoniformes; Salmonidae
Source: the annotation of a GenBank genome assembly